Molecule: messenger RNA, 792 nt
Organism: Acanthamoeba castellanii str. Neff
Lineage: Eukaryota; Discosea; Longamoebia; Acanthamoebidae
Product: K+ channel tetramerization subfamily protein
Exons: 5
Coding region: 1-792 (263 amino acids)
Biological process (GO): protein homooligomerization
Molecular function (GO): protein binding
Source: RefSeq, a predicted model, not a curated record
AUGGAGAACUCGUCGGGGGCGGCCACGUCACCUGCGCACUCGCCCGCCUCGUCAUCUCCUUCUGCUUCAGGGUUGAGGCUGAAGGCGUUGAGGCCACCACAACUACCACCGAGCACCCACCCACAACCACCCCAGCAAGGGGAACUGCGUAGCGAGGUGGUGAGGCUCAACGUGGGCGGGGUGGUCUACGUGACGACGGCCGCCACCUUACGCAGCCGCGGGGAGAACUUCUUCACGGGCCUGCUCGACCGCUCGCGCGAGUGGGCGACCCACGACGGCGAUGGCGCCCUGUUCGUGGACCGCAAUGGCCACCACUUCGGCCCCGUGCUCGACUUCCUGCGCACCGGGCGCCUGGUCGUGCCGCCGGGCAUGGACCGGAGCGCCGUCGAGGCCGAGUGCAACUUCUACCUCAUCGAACUACCCGCGGACGCGCGGCCGCAGCACCUGGACAAGUGGGACACCUGCGUCCUGCAGUGGCGGCGGAGGAGCUAUACGUCGGUGAACACGCUGCUGAUCAAGUCGGCCGACUUUGUCACGUCCGUCACCGAACAGCACUGCGAGUUCAAACUCUCCGAGUCUGAGUCCCACGAGGAGCAAGAGUGGCACGUGGUGGAGAGUCUCAAGGACGACAUCGCCGAGCUCAAGGAGACACAGUUUCAGGUCAAGGUCCACGAGAAGGAGAUACAACUCAUCACCGAGCUGAUCGCGAAUGGCUGGGAGGUGGCCUACAACAAUGCAUCAUCUUCCGACGGAAGCUUCACUGACAGCAGCGGCAUGACAUUUCAGCUGUAG